Messenger RNA from Haemonchus placei, 1905 nucleotides. Lineage: Eukaryota; Metazoa; Nematoda; Chromadorea; Rhabditida; Trichostrongylidae. The record is from the annotation of a GenBank genome assembly.
AUGGCUAUGCGAUCGGUCCAAGAGGAUCAAGCCCGUGGUGGUGAUGUAAAUGGUUAUGGAGGCCAUUACGGAGGUUACAAUGGACCGCCAGAUCACUGUGGUCGAAACGGUGGUUACAACGAUUAUGGAAGAGAAGACAUGGGCGGGCACUAUGGCCACCCUGGCCACGCUCGUGAUCAAAACUAUGACAGAGGGCCAGAUAGAGGCCAUCGUGGUUACGGAAUGCACGACACACGCCAUCCAGACGAUUGGGAACCAUCUCAACCAGCUCCAUCGGGUCCGAAUCGACCCAUUUUCCCGUCAGCUGCUCAAACAAAAAUUGAUACCCGACACGAUUACCAAGACGGCUAUCGAGGGCAGUGGGGUGGGGGUGGACCGCCUCCUCCUCUUAUGGAUUCGCAUAGCCAUUCAGAUUACCAUCGUUCACCGGGUCCGCCAAACCAAUAUCCUCCGCAAGACUUCCCGCCCGGGCCACCCCCUCCAGGUAGGAAUUGGGUUCCGCCUCCAUCAGGUGGUCCGAUGCCACCCAAUGGACCACCGUUCCAUCAAGGCCCUCCUCUAGGAGGUCCACCUUUGGGAGGUCCUCCUCUAGGAGGCCCACCUUUGGGAGGACCACCUCCUCACGGUGGACCGCCGCCACCCGCGGGUCUACCACCAGGACCGCCCCUGUCUUCGGCAGGUCCGCCACACCUUGGUCCACCAUCGUCAGGAGGACCACCACGCCAAGGUCCGCCACCGACAGGGGGCCCGCCACAUCACAUAUCACAUGGAGGUUCUAUAGAUGGUGGACCAUCUCAUAGAGGUCCCCCUCAUGGAGGACCGCCUGGACCGGCAGGAUCACAUUCCCCUGGGGCACCUCCAUGGUAUCCUCCGCCGUAUUACCCUCCAACAUCGUAUUCGUCUGGUGGAUCAAACGUACAUCCUCCGCAACAGCCUGGAAACAGUCAAGCACCAGCACAGUUCUUCACAAUAGACGCUUCUGCCCGAAAAAGAUUGCCAGCGUGGAUCUUAGAGGGUCUAGAAAAAGCAGAACGUGAGAAGAUGAAACAGAUGGAAAAAGAAGAGCGUAUGAAGAAAGCCGAAGAGGAAAGAGCGAAGAGACGGGCGCUCGCUGGAAAGGGCAGAUUCGAUAGCAGCAGUGAGGAGGAAGACGAGGGACAUGCUGAUGACGAGAGGUCACGAUCCAAGUCACGGCAAUCAGUUGGCGCCGAGGAUGACGAUGACCUUCGCACAGAGGAGGAAAAGAAGGACGAUGCGAUGAUUGCCGUAAGAUACAUCAUGAUGGCACUGCUAAUGGAAGCUACGGACGAGUCUCUUCGCUCGGGCAUAAACGAAUGUAUACGAGAGGCGAAGCACGAAGCUGAGCCAAAGCUACUUGCGAAGAGUUCCGCAUUGGCGGCUUUGUCUAGUCUCGGAGGAGGCGAGAGCGACGAGGACAGCGAUGAUGAAGCUGAGAAGAAUGGCUCCUCCAAUAACCGCAGCGGUGGACCAUCACCAUCGAAAGACUCUUCAACAGCGGUAAAUGCUGGAGAUGGUACGGAUUCAGAUAAAACGAGUUUACGACGAUCUGGUAAAAAUGAUAAAAAUGAUACGGAUAAAAGUGGUUCCUCCGACAAGUCUGAUUCAAAACGCCGUAGAAGUCGAUCUCGUAGUAGGGAGCGAAGACGAAGUCGUUCUGGUGAUCGGAGGCGAAGCAGAUCACGGGAUCGUCGGCGCAGUCGCAGUCGUAGCCGCGAGCGUAGGCGUAGCAGAUCGCGCGAGCGUAAACGCAGCGGGUCGCGAGAACGCCGACGUUCUCGCGAGCGCCGUCGCAGUCGCUCAAACGAUCGCAAACGUUCGCGUAGAGAUCGCAGUACGGAUCGUAAGCGGGACAGAAGUUCCAGUCUGGAGAGACGGCGUAGGUAG